This is a messenger RNA of Nematostella vectensis (starlet sea anemone), 5314 nucleotides long. Its product is annotated as coronin-7. The transcript is spliced from 28 exons. Gene Ontology annotation, molecular function: protein binding. Bases 137 to 2965 code for a protein of 942 amino acids. The record is from RefSeq and is a predicted model, not a curated record. NCBI's taxonomy places the organism in Eukaryota, Metazoa, Cnidaria, Anthozoa, Actiniaria, Edwardsiidae.
CGGUUGUGGUUCCUUGGCACAGUGCGCCCGAGACACGAUCACUCGGUCUUGAAAACAACAUCGAAUUUUCGGGUGAUCUACAUCUUUUCUUUCUAAAUACAAACCGUAGAAAGAGUUCCACUAUUCCAGGGGCGCUAUGAAUAGGUUUAAGACUUCUAAAUUCCACAAUGCAGCAGCGAAGUCGCCAAAACGCGAGAACUGCUACAAUGAUAUCAAUGUGGGAAGCCUCAAGAUGUCAUGUGGAAAUCACCUCAAAGCAAGCACUUCAUUUAUUGCUUUUAAUGUUGAUAAAGGAGGUGGAGGCUGUUUGGGGAUCAUACCAUUAUCAGACAUUGGGCGUCGAGCAACCACACCCCUUCUACAUGUUCAUUCAGAUUUUGUGACGGACAUGGAUUUCUCUCCCUUUGAUGAUGGGUUAUUAGCCACAUGUUCUUAUGACUGUUCGAUAAAGAUUUGGCAAAUCCCUGAGUCUGGUGUUGCGCAAAACCACUCACUGACACCACUAUCUGCCUUCCCACUACACUCUAGUCGUGUAGAAAAUGUCCUAUUUCAUCCCACAGCAGAAGAGGUUUUGGCGUCUUCCUGCUCCAGUACUGUGUCUGUCUGGGAUGUCAGUCAAAACAAAGUCAAAUUUAGUUUAGACAGCCACAAGGAUGCAGUGCAAAGCCUGUCUUGGAAGGAAGAUGGCUCAUUAUUAGUUACCUCCUGCAAGGACAAAACAAUUCGCAUAUUUGACCCAAGGAAAUCAUCUUGCACUGUGGAAACAUUAGGGUUUGCAGGAAUAAAGGACUCUCGUGUUAUAUGGCGCAGUGACAAAGGACACAUAAUAGGAACAGGUUUCAGCUCAUCACGUGAGCGACAAGUUGCUAUCUGGGACAUUCACAACAUGAAGGAACCUCUACAGAGGAUAGGUCUAGAUACCAAUACUGGUACUCUGAUGCCUUUCCAUGACGCAGACAGUGAUAUGCUUCUUAUUGCUGGAAAGGGAGACACAAGUGUGCUGUAUUUUGAAAUAAAGGACAGUGGCAGUGAAUACUUAAAACAAGCGUCCGUUCACAUGACAGAAGACCAGCAUAAGGGCAUGGGGAUGGUACCUAAACUCGCUCUUGACGUCAUGUCAUGUGAGGUUGUUCGCCUGCUGCAGCUUACCAAGAAUUCUGUGGUGCCCAUCAGCUACUUGGUGCCAAGGAAGAAUUUAAAGGACUUCAACGCCGACCUCUACCCAGAUACUCUUGGCCCGGAGCCGGCCAUAACAGCAGAGCGGUGGUUCCAGGGAAACAAGGCCCUUCGGAGCCGUGUUAGCUUAGAUCCUGCUGCUAAAACGCGAUCUGCCAAGCCUGUUGUAGGUGAAAAACCAGCUGUUUCUGCUGCUAAACCUUCAACAAAACCUCAAGUUGUCCCUACUAAGCCAAAUAUUGAGACUCCCAAGCCAACAAUUUGGUCAGCUUCAAGUUCAUCUUCAAAUAUCCAAAAGGACGCUACUACAAAUUCAACCAAUCAGCAUCCAGCAUCGUCACAAUCGUCCAAUCAGGAGCCAGUGUCGGACACCAACGUGGAAACGUGGAAAUCAUUCUCCGGCGUUCGCUCGUCGAAAUUUAGACACAUAAUUGGUGUGCCAAUGCACAAGUCAACCAACAUCGAAAAUAUAAGAAACCUAAGCAUGUCAACGUUUGGCGAGUGUGAUGGACUUCAGCUAAAUAAAGAAUUCGUCGCGUAUCCAUUAUCUGGACCCGGUGGCCAGAUUGCAGUGCUGCCGCAUAACAAGCCUUGUCGGCUCCCUGAUAGUGGGAUGCCUGUGGUGCAGUGUGGGAGCACUGUUAUGGACUUUGUGUUUGACCCUCUAGACGUCAAUCGGAUGGCUGUAGCGUGCGAGACAGGGGUCAUCAGCAUAUGGAACCUUCCCAGUGGAGGCCUGACCGAAAUCCUGGACGAGCCAGUGGAGGAGCUCAAAGGACAUUACGACAAACCCAACAUUGUGCGGUACCAUCCGAACGACGAGAACCUGUUGACAUCAGCAGCUUAUGACUUGACUGUCAAGCUUUGGGACAUCAACGCUGCUAAGAGCGUCAUCACACUGGAAGGCCACAACGAGCAGGUUUUCAGUUUGGCAUGGAGCGCAGACGGCAAACAGUUAGCGACGUUUAGCAGGGAUAAGAAACUCAGGAUAUACGACCCGAGAGCCCAGGUCACCCCAGUUCUGGAAGGGCCUGGACCCGAGGGUAGCCGAGGGGGGCGUGUUAUCUGGGGUGGACCGGAUGGUAACAUGCUCUUGGUCUGCGGAUCUGAUAAGAUGAGCCAUCGGACAGUGAGCGUGUAUGACAGCGGUAAUCUAUCUGAGCCACUGUCAGUCAGUGAAAUCAACAUCGCACCCUCCAUCUUGAUUCCAUUCUAUGACGAAGACGCCAACGUUAUUAUGCUCUCGGGAAAGGGAGACACUGUUUUGUACGCUUACGAGGUCAGCAAUGAGCAUCCUUAUUUGUUCGACCUGACGCACUAUAGAGUGACAGAUCCUUUCCAGGCGAUAGCGUUCUUCGACAAACGUGUAUGUGACGUGAAAAAAGUGGAGUUCGCAAGAGCCAUCAAAUUGACCAAAACCAACUUGGAGAAGAUCAUGUUCCAAGUCCCACGGAUCAAGAAAGAGUACUUUCAAGAUGAUCUGUUCCCCGAAACUCGCGCUAAAUGGGAGGCAGCUGUGGCGUGUGAGGAGUGGCUCGCUGGACAGGAUGGAGAACAGAGUAGAAUUAGUCUCAGACCCCCUAAUAUGAAACCACUGAGUGAAGCCCCAAAGGCACCUCCCGCCUCCAAGAAGUACGACAGCACUAAAGAACUUGACGACUUCAAGUCAGACGAAAGAAGGAAAGAGGAGCUGGUGACAGCUAUGGUUGAGAAGCUCGGGACGUAUGAUGAGGACCCUCUGCCCCAGGACCUGAUGGAGGGAGUAGAUGAUGACGAAUGGGAUGAUUAAAUUGAGUCUGCUUUCAGAGGCCACAACUGAUAAAAGCAAGCAUCGAACAAGAAUCCAGGAAAAAGAGGAAAUUUUAUGGUUUGAUACAACGCUAACGUCAACAUCAUAACGACAAUAAAGGAAACGGAAAUACUUCCGGCUUUGCCUUUGUAUUCCGGUCUCGUCCGGGAUUGUGCUUCUGUCCGUAAGAACUAGAUGUCCGAAAUAGCGGGGUGCCAAUAUGGCAAAGUUGACUGUUUCUGGGCUUGUCCAAGGCAAAAUUCAAUGAUAUAGGACCACUUACUAUGUAUAGAAUGAAUGGACGAAAAGUAGUUACAAAGCAGCGCUGAACAUUUAGUGAAGACCGAAACGUUGUUGCGUCUAGUUUUGGUUUUUUCCCCUUUUCCCUAUAUUGGAUAUUUAAAAAGAUAUGAAAUCUCGAAAUACGUCUCAAGGGAAAUGUCUGGAUGUAUUUGCACGUCAGUUUUAGAAUUAGGUUGGGUGAUAUGAUAAAAUACAUUAAAAUCGUGUAACGGCAAUGUUCAGGAUAACAAAAAUAUGAUUAUUAUGAAAAUUAUUAGAAGGCAACUUGUCUAGAUCAACCAAAAGUCUUUAUGGUUUUGAACAAAUAGCUUCAAUUAAAAAAAACUUUUUGCGUUUAGCAUAUUAACUCAUUUUAGGUGCUUGAUUGCCUUUCUUUACACUGUUUAUUCAUAAAUCUAUAUGUAUCGUUCGCUUCCAGGCCAACUUCCUUUGGGAAUAAUAUUCAAAGUCUUAUAUUUUUAAAAGAAGUGAUAUUUUCUCAUUCAUUUCAACUUGUCAACACAUUUUGCUCAAAGUAGUUUUUGUAAAAUCCAAGGCCGGGAACACACAACCUUGAAGGACACAAAUCCCAAUGCACGACUUAACAUUCACAAUUGCGUGAUCAGUUCAAAUGCAGAUUGGAGUAAAUGUUCCCAUUACAGCAUAGCCGGCGGACAAUAGGGGAUGGGGGCGAAGACUUCUUCAACCCAAAGUUUCGCUCAAAUGAGCUCCAUAGCCGCCAUUGCUUAUUUUCAUGUGUUUUGCUUUUCAAGCAGGGGCACCGGUUUUCUUUCAUGAUCUUCCUAAUAUUUCCCAUUACAACUUGUUUGGAAUUGAACGCAAAGUUUGAUUACGACGCUUUCAACCACUUUCCGAAGGAUUAAGUCUUUUGUCUCGAGGCUUGUAAACUACACACAUACAUAAAAAAAAUGUCAGCUAAAACGGCGAAUGACAAUUCUACAACAAUUCUACGACCGAAAGGUGCUAAUGUAAAACUGAAGGUGGUAAAUAAACUUAAGCGAUGCCAGAACCAUAUAUUAAAUACUAGAAGUUCUCGUGGAGAAGUGUAAGUGCUUGGGCUCAUAAAUUGGUUGGUCAUUCAAUUGCAAGGGUUAAAUCUAUAAUAUUUUAGUACAUAAAAAAGUACAAUAAAGAUUAGAAAGAAGUACGAUAAAGAUUAGAAAGUAGCAGUUUUCCAAAUGAAGAGAUCUUAUCAUAGGGUUACGUAAUAAUUCUCAAUUUUCCAUGUUUGACAGGUUUCCACAUGAUCCCUGCACUUGACAUUAUCGGGGUAUUCCUUGGUGUUACGGGGAGCUUUGUUUUUAGUGCCCAAGGAUUUUGUACUCUAUUUCAUUGUCUUGUUCUAAGGUCUUUGUUUUUUGCUUUUGUUCCAUUGUGUUUUUGGUGCUGGUGUUCCGUAACACCAAGAAACUGCCCAUUAUCGGCAAGUCAAAUUUUGUUUUAUUGCAUCACAUUAAAGAGCAUCUUAGUAUUCCUUAAAUACUUUUUAGGCAUUAUGCACCAUAGAGUUUUAUUCAUUUGGCUACUGUAUAAUAACAGAGUAUCAAAGUGUUAUUAAAGAGCUAUGAACAAAACUGACUGUUUAUACGAUCGCCAAAUUCUGUAAAAUGCGUUGGCAUUUCGUCGAUUUUGUGCUUGUGGCCGUGGUUUAACACAUAAAGUGUGUCAUGCCUUUGGGAUUGUUCAGUGUAUGAUCAUAUCCCCCAUGAUAUUUUCGACAAAUAUCUGUUUCAUAAGCAGGUGACAUUUUUAAUACACUUUUUACUCCCACAUUUUUAAUUUAAUUUUAAUUUUUAGCUUUUUAAGGCAUCCGUUUGCUUUCGAGUCAUUUAAUUUUAUCGUGUUUCUUCGUCUAUUCUAAAAAUUUAUAUAUAUAUAUUCUAAAUUAAUAUUUUUGUAGCUUGCCUCAUUAUCAGGUUAAUGGAUGAGAGAAAAAAAACAAGUGGUUAAUAGUAAAAUAUCGCGGCGUGAUCUAGAUAUAGCUCAACUAUAUCUGAAAAAAUAGAGAAAUGAAAUUAAAGUGACAGGAAAUGUGAUAAACCGCUA